This is a messenger RNA of Paramecium primaurelia, 1594 nucleotides long. The record is from the annotation of a GenBank genome assembly. NCBI's taxonomy places the organism in Eukaryota, Ciliophora, Oligohymenophorea, Peniculida, Parameciidae.
AUGUAGUAGUAAUUAGAAUAAAGUGUAAGGAGAUUAAGAGAUUAUUAAUUUGAUACAAAAUAUCUAUUGGGAGAAGGAGCUUUUGGGAAGGUUUAUAGAGGAAAUAAAUUGACAACAAACUAGGAAGUAGCUAUAAAAAAAAUAGAUAGUUCAAUGAUCAAUAAAGAUCAAUAUCUAAUUGAUGCAUUAAGUAUCUAUGUAGAAUGAAAAUGUUUUAGACUUUGAGAUCCAAAUAAUGAAAUAACUUGAUCAUCCUAAUAUUGUGAAAUUUAUAGAUAAAUUUAAUACGGAUCGUUCAAUCUAUAUAGUUACAGAAUAUUGUGCAGAUGGUGAUCUGAGAAAUAUAAUGAAGGGAAGACGUAUUCCAGAAUCUGAAGUUAAUUAGAUUUUCUGUUAAUUAGCUAGUGGUUUUAAAGAAUUAGUAAAAGCAAACAUCAUUCAUCGAGAUUUAAAGCCAGCAAAUAUAAUGAAUCAUAGAGGUGUAGUAAAGAUAGCAGAUUUUGGAUUUGCAAAAAUAGUUGAUAAUUUUAGUGGAGAAUUAUUAAGAACUUGUGUUGGCUCACCUUUAUAUAUGGCACCUUAGAUAUUGAAGAGAGAGAAAUAUACAACUAAAUCAGAUAUAUGGUCAUUGGGAGUAAUCUAUUAUGAAAUGAUAUAUGGUAUGGCUCCAUGGACAGGUGUAGAUGAGAAAAGUUUAACUGUGAAUGUAAUGAAAUAGCCUUUAAGAUUUCCAGCUGGAACUAUUUUAUCUGAUUUUGGAAAAAACUUUUUGAGUAGAGCUUUGGAGAAGGAAGAGAGUAAAAGAAUGGAAUGGUCAGAAUUAUUUGCCAUGUUUGAGUCAGAGAAGAAUUUAGGUGCUAUUGAAUUUAAUGUAAACAUGACUGGUAGUUAUAUAUUGGAAUAACCAUAACCACAACCAGCAUCUUAAUAAAUACUAUAGAGUGAUGCUUCUUCAUAAAGGUUUAUGAAUCAAUUGAAUAACUAUAAUUUAUAAAGGAUGUAAAUUAAUUUUUCACAUUUUGUUAAUGUGGAAAUGACUUAGCAUAUUUCAACUAUUGCUUAACAUUAAAAAAAGGAAAUGUAUUUCGAAAUGCUUUGUUUAUUGUCUGCAAAAUUUAUAUCCAAUUCAUUCAAAUUACUAUAAUCCAAUGUUCUUGCCCUAUUUGAAUAAUACAAAAAGACUACUGAAUACAUAAGAUUUAUAAGUCAAAUGUAAUAGGAAAGUUAAUUGGCAUCUGAAUUAUUUACUAAUACUAUGCAGUAUUUUGAUAGAAUAGGAUUACUAUCCAAUCUUCGAUUAUCUGCAGACUUUUCAUAAUUUAUUGAUGGAGGAGAUUUAAAUUUAAAUUAAUUAAUAUCAGUAGAAAAGAUAAUUAAAGAGAGAGUGAUUAGUAUAUCCAAAUAAGUUUUAUAAAGUGCAAAAGAGAAUGAUGUGUUUUGUUUAUUAGAUUAUAUGAUGGAGAUGUGUUUAACUAGAAGUAAAAUAAUGAAUGGAAAUACGAAUAUAGAUUUCUCUUUGAUACAUGAAAAAAAAUAAACAUCAGAUUAUUUAGCCUAAUUAAAUUAUAAAUUAAAUGAGUUAUAUAGUUUUUGA